This is a messenger RNA of Talaromyces proteolyticus, 1041 nucleotides long. Its product is annotated as cochaperone Pam16. The record is from RefSeq and is a predicted model, not a curated record. Gene Ontology annotation, biological process: protein import into mitochondrial matrix. Lineage: Eukaryota; Fungi; Ascomycota; Eurotiomycetes; Eurotiales; Trichocomaceae. The transcript is spliced from 2 exons. Gene Ontology annotation, cellular component: TIM23 mitochondrial import inner membrane translocase complex. The coding region runs from base 122 to 541 and encodes 139 amino acids.
GUCCGCUUUGGAAGGCGCCAGUUUUUUCUCCUUCUCCGAGGCCGACGAGAAUCCGCCAUCCGCCAUCAGCAGCACUGUUCACUCUCAACCUCUCUCGCGAGAAGCACAUCAUCGGGGGAAAAUGGCGCACCGCAUUUUAACCACGAUCGUUGUUACCAGCACACGAGUAUUCGGGCGUGCUUUUAUGGAAGCCUACAAGCAGGCUUCCGCAAGCUCUAAAUACGCUGCCGAGAUCAAAAAGGGCAAUAUCACCGGUGCCAGCACAUACGCCUCCAACGGGCUGACCCUCGAUGAGGCCUGCAGAAUCCUCAACGUCAAGCCCCCGCAGGCUGGCGAAGCACAAAUGGAGAACGUCAUGGGACGAUUCAAGAAGUUAUUCGACCUGAACGACCCGCAAAAAGGCGGCAGCUUUUACCUCCAAAGCAAGAUCCUCCGCGCCCGAGAACGCAUUGAGAUGGAGAUCCGCGAAGCCGAACGCAAAGUCAAAACUGACAAAGAGAUGAAAGAGGGUUGGAAUCCGAAAGUGUACAAGGACCGGUAGGACAACGCUAUUGGCCUCAGUCCCAGACGGGACCAGUGGGCAUGGCUCUGGUCCUGUUCUCCACAUCGAAAAUCUCCUUUCUUCCUCAAUUCAGCAUGUUAGAGAACUGUAUCAUAUUUGUGGGCGACUGGCACCUGCUUUCAUUCUCCUGUCAUUGCAUAGCAUGGCGUUUUUUAUUUUUGGUUUUCUUCACAGCAUGGGUGGCUGCAGAACCGUUUCUUGGUCUGGACGCGAAAUGGACAGUACAUACGAGCUCCUCCGAGACUUAUAUCAUUGAGAGAUGGGCUGUUAUGAAUGCGGUGAUAUUUGAUGUGAUAACCAUACUACUUAGCUUUUGAUCGAGCUGUUGAUCUACUGUAUAUUGUAAUAUACUCAAUGAACUUGGAACAUGGCAAGCAUAUGAAUUAAGCACCUCAGUAGACAUAAUCCGUCACUAUACUCACUUUGGUGUCAGUAGUGGUAAGAGGAUAUUUGCUCGUAGAACUGGCAGUAUCUCUCAG